UUUUCUUUGUAGCAGAUGAGGUUUUGGGAUCAAGAUGGGAUGGGACGGGAGAGACUUUUUCUUUGUAGCAGAUGAGGUUUUGGGAUCAAGAUGGGACGGGAGAGACUUUUUCUUUGUAGCAGAUGAGGUUUUGGGAUCUGGAGGAUGAAAAAAGGCGGGGAUUUUUUCAAUAUAUUAUUAUUCUUUUCUACUUUUCUUUGGAGCAGGUGAGGUUUUGGGAUCUGGAGGAUGAAAAAGGAGAGGGUGACAAAUCUGGGGGGUGGGCAAGAAAGGAAGGUUUUUUGUUUUUUUUCCUUCUUCUUUGGAGCAGAGGGCAUUCUCCAGUUUGACGGGGAGAGUGGGAUACACAGAAAAAGAGAGAAUUUAUCGUGGGCUUCGGGGUGAAUUAUAGGUGUAGAAAACAUUGCGUGUAAGGGAGAUUUCUCAGUGACUCUGGAACGCUGUAAGAACCCCAUCCCUCUCCAAAGACGCUCUCAUGGCCGACACCAACUCUACCGACCAACAGGAACUCCAAGAUCAAUUGUUCAUUCACUUGAUCAGCAAAGACGACAAGAAGGUGACCCAACUCUGCAGUUCUCAUCGUGAAGGCCCGCUACAGAGAAUUAGUGUUUACAAUGACACAGUCCUCCACAUGGCCUCUCGCUUCAAACGAAGUAAACUGGUGCGCGACUUACUGGAAAUAUUGCCUGAAGAACGCAACCAUGAACUUGCCGCUACAAAAAACAACGCCGGCAGCAAUAUACUCCACGAAGUAGCGGCCAGUGAUACUAUGAAAGAUGUGGCGGAGGAGAUGUUGAAGAGAGAUUCAGAGUUGCUAAUUGCGCCUAACGACUUAGGAGAGACGCCUAUUUUUUGUGCAGCCCGCUACGGCCAAACUGAAAUGUUUAAGUUUCUGGCUCGGGAAAUGAAACUAACGGAACGAAGUCCAGAAGAUGGUAAAGAGUAUUUGCAGAGGAAUGAUGGAACAACAGUUCUUCAUAUUUCCAUCUUCACCGAGUGUUUCGAAUUGGCCCAUUUUAUUGCGGAUAGCUACUCAUAUUUAAUUGAAGAAAGAGAUCAAGAUUCAAUGACUGCUCUUCAAUAUCUUGCAUGCAAUCCAACUGCAUUUGAAAAGAAGAAGAUCAAAACAAGACAAGGAUUCAUGGACGAACUCAUGAUCUCAACAAGACCGCCACAAGGACUCAUGGAGAAACUCAUUAACUCCAAGUGGCCCUCCGAGGACAACAACAAGACAAGUGAUGAAAGAUGCUAUUCACUUCAAGGACUUGUCAAGCUUUUGGUAAAGAAUGAUACAUCAUGGCAUGCUAGUGUUAAUUCUCAAGAAGUUGGCUUAAGUGAGACUAAGGAGUUGGAUAUAGAAAAGGAAGAAAAAAUAUCCCAAGAAAAGAAAGGCCAAAAUUUCCAAGAAAAUGAAGGGCAAAACUACCAAGAAAGUUCAACCAACUACAAGUACAAGAAGAGCGAUGAAACUCCAUUAUUUUUGGCAACAAUAUCAAACAUUCAAGACAUUGUUGAAGAAAUACUGGUUUGUCAUCCUCAAGCACUUGAGCAUAUUAAUAAGGAGGGAAUGAACAUACUACAUGUGGCAAUCCUUUACCGUCAUAUUGAAAUUUUUGAUAUAGUAUCAAAAUCUGAAUUGCUUGCAAGAAGUCUGUUAUCAGCUACAGAUAACAAAGGGAACUCCUUACUACAUAUGGUUGGCCUAAAAAGAAAAAGUCAAGCUAGUGAAAAGAUGCAAAUCCCGGCAUCCCAACUACAAGAAGAGUUGCUGUUGUUUAAGAAAGUGAAGUCAGCCUGUAAGAUGCAUUUGACCAAGCCUCUCAACAAAGAUAACCAGACUGCUGAAGAAUUAUUUGCUGCUAGGAAUGAGAGACUCCAUCGAGAUGCCAAGGGAUGGCUAAUGCGCACCACUGAGAAUUGCACCAUUCUUUCUAUUUUCAUAGCCACUGUUGCCUUUGCAGCAGCCUACACGGUACCAGGAGGUCCUAAUCAAAACACUGGUAUUCCAAUCCUUAACUCUAAACCCUUGUUUGUGGUUUUCAUAUUAGCUGAUGUGUUCUCCCUCAGUUUGGCUUUGACAUCUGUGGGUAAAUUUCUCUCCAUCCUUACAUCCUCAUUUCCACUACAAGACUUCGAAACAUAUCUUUUGAAGAAGCUGACACAGGGAAUUAUAUGUAUGAUCCUCUCGGUCUCAAUGAUGGCGGUGGCGUUUGGAGCAACAAUCAUCCUGAUCAUGACACAUAAUUGGACAAAUGCUGUUUGGAGUGUGGUUGGAUUUCUUCCUGUCCCCAUUUUUUUUCUCUCAUAUUCACCUCUACGUUCAGCAGUCCUGGGACGUUGCACAGAAUCUUCCAAAUAUUUUGUUGCAAAAUUCCUCAAAGGUGUUGCCAUUGGGGUUGUAAUAUUCGCCUUUGUCCCCCUCUAUUGUUUAUAUCUAGCUUUCAAAGGACUGUUCUGGACCGUGAAAAAGGCUUUUCGUUGGAUUUGUGGGAAUAAAUCCGAUACCCAAUCUCCACAGCCAACUGCAGCUCCUACUACUCAAGUUUGAAAGAAAAAACAUAAUUUCGUUUCAGAACUUUUUUCAGAGCAUGUUGUCCUCUCUUCUUUUUCUAUAAAGUAACAGCCCGUGUAAGGUUAAUAAUUAGCAUAUUGAGAGUGUAGUAUUAGUUGCUGAC
This is a messenger RNA of Vitis riparia (riverbank grape), 2675 nucleotides long. RefSeq lists its product as uncharacterized. Lineage: Eukaryota; Viridiplantae; Streptophyta; Magnoliopsida; Vitales; Vitaceae. The record is from RefSeq and is a predicted model, not a curated record. Gene Ontology annotation, molecular function: protein binding. The transcript is spliced from 6 exons. The coding region runs from base 476 to 2548 and encodes 690 amino acids.